This is a messenger RNA of Quercus lobata, 1371 nucleotides long. RefSeq names its product purple acid phosphatase 3-like. The record is from RefSeq and is a predicted model, not a curated record. Bases 141 to 1139 code for a protein of 332 amino acids. Gene Ontology annotation, molecular function: acid phosphatase activity. NCBI's taxonomy places the organism in Eukaryota, Viridiplantae, Streptophyta, Magnoliopsida, Fagales, Fagaceae. The transcript has 7 exons.
UCAUCCCUAGUUAGUUGCUUUAUUAUUGCCACCCCCCAUCCCGACCCCCACUAUCCCAUAUAAAAAGCUUGCUUGCCUCUCUGUAAUUCCCAUAAGCAUAAAGCUUCCUCCUUUUUAUCUCAGUUUCUACCCCAAAAACCAUGGCUGCCUUUUCCACUAAACCUAUGCUUUUGUGUGUUACAUUCACUGCUAUACUGAGCUUGUGUUUGGUUCUCUCCCUAGCUGAGUUUCAGCGGUUUGUACAACCAACAAAAGCUGAUGGAUCUCUUAGCUUUUUGGUGGUCGGAGACUGGGGAAGAAGAGGAGGUUAUAACCAAUCUCAAGUUGCUCAUCAGAUGGGAAUAAUUGGAGACAAGUUGGACAUUGAUUUUGUGAUAUCCACUGGAGAUAAUUUUUAUGAUGAUGGACUGACGGGAGUUGAUGAUCCAGCAUUUGAUGAGUCAUUUUCCAAUGUCUAUACAGCACCUAGCUUGCAAAGGCAGUGGUACACUGUUUUGGGCAAUCAUGACUAUAGGGGGGACGUUUUGGCACAACUCAGUCCUAUCCUCGGGAAAUUUGACAGCAGAUGGCUUUGCUUGAGAUCUUUUAUCGUGGAUGCAGAAAUUGUAGAAUUUUUCUUCGUAGAUACAACUCCUUUUUCGGAUAAGUACUUCACGAACCCAAAGGAUGAUGUCUAUGACUGGAGAGGCGUAUUACCUCGAGAAAAAUACCUUUCAAAUCUCCUAAAGGAAUUGGAUUUGGCAUUGAAAGAGUCUACAGCAAAGUGGAAGAUCGUGGUGGGUCACCAUACAAUCAGAAGUGCUGGGAAUCAUGGCAACACGGUAGAGCUUGUGGCUCAACUUCUUCCAAUCCUUCAGGCAAACAAUGUUGACUUUUACAUAAAUGGACACGACCAUUGCUUGGAACACAUAAGUAGUCCUGACAGUGCACUUCAAUUUUUAACGAGUGGUGGUGGGUCAAAGGCAUGGAAGGAUGAUAUAGAUUGGUGGAAUCCAACGGAAAUGAAGUUCUAUUACGAUGGACAAGGUUUCAUGUCAGUGCAAAUUACUCAAGCUGGUGUUGAUUCUGCAUUCUAUGACAUUUCUGGCAGAGUUUUGCACAAGUGGGGGACAACCAAACAGCUCUACUCUAUCAUCUAGAGAAGUUUCACUGCAAAAAACAGUAGGAGGAGGCUUUGGGGGAUAUGUAUUAUAUUAGAAACUUCUUUUGCUGAUUGCUUGUUGGGAGAUAUGUUAACAAAAGCAAGGAAAAGAAAGGAUGAAGGGGAAGAUUAAAGAUAUCUAUUAAUCUAUGGUUUCAUAUAUACUAUGCUUUCAAACCUCUGUAAUCUGUAUUAAUGAAGUUUGUAGUUUAAAAACAUCUGUUUGGUCU